Molecule: messenger RNA, 1163 nt
Organism: Pseudophryne corroboree (corroboree frog)
Lineage: Eukaryota; Metazoa; Chordata; Amphibia; Anura; Myobatrachidae
Gene: CIMIP2C
Product: ciliary microtubule inner protein 2C
Exons: 4
Coding region: 215-682 (155 amino acids)
Source: RefSeq, a predicted model, not a curated record
GGUGUAGCAGAGGCUGUACAGGAGGUGUAGCAGAAGCUGCACAGGGUGAUACACAGUAGUGUUUAGUGUGAGAUUGCUGUUGCUCGGUGACAGUGUUGUGUGUACAGGAGACAAUAGAGGGACGGUUACUGUAUGAGAAGGAGAAGGAGUGUCGGAUAUACAGCCUGCAGUUCGGGGUCUUGGAUUUCCCUGUGAGUCACGUUACACCUGACAGAUGGCAUCUAGGAGUGCCGGCACCCUGGUCACUGAGAACAAUGCCACCUACAUCCCACCCGCCCUCAUGCCGGGGUACCGCGGCUACGUCCCAUCGCAAGCCUUCACUUACGGCGACACCUAUGGCAACACCACAGCGCGCUGCUUCCAGGAUUUCCGCUCAGCCGCUCUGAACUCCAGCCGCAGCCCGUACUGUGCAGGAGGACAGUUCCCCACCAGCUACUCCAAUGACCCUGCCUUGGUGUUGAGCAGCCGGUCCCGGGGUUGGGACAGGUUUCUGUACAGUCCUAACUGGUCCCGGUACAAUGUGGAUUACAGCCGGGCACAAGAGCUCAACCAGUUUAGAAAGAGCACUCAGCAACAGCGCGAUCACUACCGGGACAAAACCGGAACCGUGCCCCAGGUGCCGCACUUCAUCUUACCUGUGAGGAAUGAGGACACGUACCCACUACCCCAGCAAUGGCUUUGACCCUGUAACUACACGAUCAACACUCAAUGCAUGGAUGGGAGACAGUAUGAGAGCAGCUCUGUGCAUUGGAAUUGCGGAGUCAAUAACAAUACUGAAAUACUGUAGAUACUGUGGAAAAGGACAUCAUCUACCAAUUUAGGACUAUUGUUCUUUGUGCCUAUAUACAGGGGCCAUUCUGUGUCCCACACUCAGCCUGCGAUUAAAUAUCUCACAUGUAUCCAGGAACCAUUUCACCUUUAUUCAGAUUGACAAACAAAUGUGUCAAUUUCUAACUCCUAAGCUAUGUGGAAGCCAAGCAAUGUCCUUAUGUUUAUUAUUUUCCAGAAAGGAGAUAUACACUGUAUAUACUCUGGAGAGUAGACUGGAGGGGGCUACAUGGGGCUGGGAGCAGAUUGCACUGUAUACUGUGUAUGUACAAUAUAGGCCAUUGCUUAAUAAUGUAAGAAAACGUGUUAACAUAUAUUAAAGAGAUUUAUUCAAA